This is a messenger RNA of Adineta steineri, 396 nucleotides long. The record is from the annotation of a GenBank genome assembly. Lineage: Eukaryota; Metazoa; Rotifera; Eurotatoria; Adinetida; Adinetidae.
AUGGUUGAUCCAGUUAUCGAAAGACCUCAAUGUGAAAAAUUUAAAGGAACUUUUACUGAUCAUUUAGCUAAUGAGCGUACAUUCUUAGCAUGGACAAGAACUAGUCUUGGUAUGUUUGCAUUUGGCUGUGCUAUUGCACGAUUCGGUGGAUCAGAUAAGAUCGACGUUACAUUAACUGGUUCAUUUCAUGACAUGAAACCAAUGAUUUCUGGCUUAAUUUUAAUUGCUUGUGGUGUUAUAACAUUAUUCUAUAGUAUUUAUCGAUAUUGUCGAAUAAAUCGACAUAUACUACAAAAAGAUUUAACAGAAGUUUCUCAAAUACGUGAACCAGUUGUUGCUGCAUUAAUUUUACUUUUAUCUAUGGUUGCUAUUCUAAUUAUUUUUAUUAUUUUAUAA